ACAGAAAGCAACAACAUUUCAAAAAAUGUCUGUAUCAGCAUCCACCCCCGUUAAUAUUCGCAUUUGUCUGGUUGGUGAAGUGGCCAAAGAUAAGUCAUGUUGUGAAGCUGCUCGAACUUUUGGCGUGCCCGUCAUAACUUCAGAAACAGGUCUGGAGUUAAUUGCCGAUAACGACUGGCGAACAUAUUUUGUUUUAGAAGAUUUUGAAACACCUAUAUACACCGCAUUACUCGAAACCAAGCAAAGUAUUCUGGGCCCGCCAGCUAUAAUACAAAUCGCUGCAUUAAGAGGUGGCCUCAAAGAAUACCCACGUCCCGUUUAUAAUUAUGCUAUGAACUCUAUUGUGGCGUGUUUCACGGGCGUACGUAGCAAGGAGGAACUUAAGAAGCUGGUGAACUUCAUUCAUGCUAUGGGCGGCGGUAUACGUAAAGAUAUUAUGAAUGUGGGACUUACUCAUCUAAUAAGUACACACAGUGGUGGUGAUAAAUACGAAUACGCUAAAACGUUCGGUUUAACCGUGGUUAGGCCAGCUUGGGUAUACGCCGCCUGGGAACAACGAGAUCAACUUGAAUUUCGUGCUGAUACCGAGGAAUUCUCAAACAAAUAUAAGCUGAAAUGCUUUGAAGGACAGAAAAUUUGCUUUGUAGGAUUUCCGGCCGAUGAACAUAAACUUAUGUUGGAAAUGUUAGAAACUAACGGCGGUGUACAUGUUGAAUUAGGCGAUCCUGAAUGUUCACACAUUGUGGUUGGUCAACAUGCGACGCCGGUGAAACCCGAAUCAAAGAGUAAUCGAACUCAUAUUUUGAAAUCUGAUUGGUUUUGGUACACAAUUAAAAACGGUUAUGCCAUCGAAAAGAAUUAUCUGUUCGAUGAUAGUUUAUAUAGCGUCGCACAAUGUGAGAGUUUAGCAUACAAAGAAACAGUGAUCAAAAAAUCUUCCAUGCGAUUUAUAUAUUUCAUGGAGUUUUAUACCACGGAAUCGAAUUAUGUGGGUAUACUCGAUACAAUUAUAAAUGUCUUCAAAAUUCCUUUAGAAGAGAGCGUAGAAGAUAAUGAUGCUUUAUUAAAUGAAUUCAAAAUAAAAGCAAUUUUUGAUAAUUUUCUACCCAUACAUGAGGUGCACCAGAGCCUGUUUGCACAUUUAGGUGUCAUACGUGCAAAGUGGUCGGAGGAUUGUUUAAUCGGUGACAUCAUAUUGCAACAUCGCGGUGAUUUAAUUAAAGCUUACCGGCCCUAUGUGAACUUCUUCGACCAAAUGAAAGAAACUUUAAUACAAAGUGAACGAAAACAUCCUCGAUUUCAGGAAUUUCUCAAAAUCAAUGAAGCGAAACCCGUAUGCAACCGACAAAGAUUGCAGGACUUGAUGAUAUGUCCUGUGCAACACCUACCCCGCAUUCAGCUUUUAUUGAAUAAUAUACUUAAACAUACGAAUCAAAAUAAUCCCGAUUAUUUACGCUUGGAAGAUGCAUUAAAAGCGAUUAAAGAAGUAAUAAUGGAAAUUAACAAAUAUAAAUGUGAGACGGAAUCACCAAAGGUCGGGCGCGUCUUCUCGUUUAGGAAAACUCGGUCGAAUUUGAAACGUGCCGUUUCCAUUGUAAGGACUUCACUCUUCGGCAGUCCGCAAUUGCCACCGAGACGUUCCGUCAGUUGUGAGUAA
Molecule: messenger RNA, 1657 nt
Organism: Glossina fuscipes
Lineage: Eukaryota; Metazoa; Arthropoda; Insecta; Diptera; Glossinidae
Product: protein ECT2-like
Exons: 2
Coding region: 26-1657 (543 amino acids)
Biological process (GO): mitotic cytokinesis; activation of GTPase activity; nervous system development
Cellular component (GO): nucleus; cell cortex
Molecular function (GO): GTPase activator activity; guanyl-nucleotide exchange factor activity
Source: RefSeq, a predicted model, not a curated record